Messenger RNA from Brassica oleracea var. oleracea, 1598 nucleotides. Its product is annotated as serine/threonine-protein kinase HT1. Lineage: Eukaryota; Viridiplantae; Streptophyta; Magnoliopsida; Brassicales; Brassicaceae. Gene Ontology annotation, molecular function: ATP binding; protein kinase activity. The record is from RefSeq and is a predicted model, not a curated record. Gene Ontology annotation, biological process: protein phosphorylation. Gene Ontology annotation, cellular component: plasma membrane.
ACAAUCGAUCUAUUUCUUCUUCUUCUUCUUAUUAUUAUUUCUCAAGUCUAAUGGCUUCUUGUCCCUUGGAACUUGUGUUGUGCCUCUCCACCACAUAACAUAUAUAACUCGUGAAUUCCAAAACCAUAGCCUUGCUCCACAACUGCCUCCCUCCCUUUUCGAUUGAUCAUCUGGUGGUCUUCUUCAAUUCCUAGUCGCCAGAGAGAAAUCAAUGGCGUCCGGAGGCGGAGAGGCGGUGGAAAUCGGAUCCGACUCCAAAUUAGGCGGAGUCGGGAGCAGGAGCGCUGGAGCAGUAGGAGGAGGUCAAUACUUGAGGGCAGAUACUGUUGAUUUCAGUAAAUGGGAUUUGCAUAUGGGUCAAAGCUCCUCCGCUACAAGUAGUGCCGCCAGGAAGACUCCGAUGCAGGAAUGGGAGAUCGACCUCUCCAAACUCGAUAUGAACCACGUCCUCGCUCGCGGCACUUACGGCACUGUCUACCGCGGUGUCUACGCCGGUCAACAAGUCGCUGUGAAGGUGUUAGAUUGGGGAGAAGAUGGUCUCUCAACAGCAGACGAUCUGCGCAUUUCCUUCGAGCAAGAGGUCGCCGUCUGGCAGAAGCUCGAUCAUCCCAACGUUACCAAGUUCAUAGGAGCAUCCAUGGGAACCUCUGAUCUGAAGAUCCCUUCUGGUAGUGAUUCUGGUGGACAUGGCAACGGAGCACAUCCUGCAAAAGCCUGUUGUGUUGUCGUUGAGUAUGUUGCUGGAGGCACCCUCAAAAAGUUCCUCAUCAAGAAAUAUAGGAGCAAACUCCCAAUCAAGGAUGUCAUUCAACUCGCUUUGGAUCUCGCUAGAGGGCUGAGUUACCUCCACUCCAAGGCGAUUGUGCAUCGGGACGUGAAGUCAGAGAACAUGUUGUUGGAAACUAACAAGACGCUCAAGAUUGCUGAUUUCGGAGUCGCUAGAGUCGAGGCUCAGAACCCUCAAGACAUGACGGGUGAAACUGGAACUCUUGGAUACAUGGGACCUGAGGUUCUUGAAGGAAAGGCUUACAACAGGAAAUGCGAUGUGUAUAGUUUUGGUGUAUGCCUCUGGGAAAUAUACUGCUGCGACAUGCCCUACGCUGACACUAGUUUUGCUGAGAUCUCUCAUGCCGUUGUUCAUAGGAAUCUGAGACCAGAGAUUCCCAAAUGCUGCCCACAGUCGGUGGCAAACAUCAUGAAGAGAUGCUGGGACCCGAAUCCAGACAGGCGUCCGGAGAUGGAGGAGGUAGUGAAGCUACUAGAGGCAGUAGACACAAGCAAAGGCGGGGGAAUGAUACCACCAGACAAGUUUCAGGGGUGCCUCUGUUUCUUCAAACCUCGUGGCCCCUGAUCUCUCUCUCUCUCUCUCUCUCCUUUGGCUGAUAUGCUCGAGAGCUGCGUGAUUUUUUUUUGAAUUUUUGUUUUGGUUGAGACAUUGGAGUUAGAUUGGUGUGGGUGGUCUUUGUCAUAAGAAUCUCUCUCUAUAUGUAUUUAUACUACUACACAGAGUCCUGUUGUGUAUAAAAAACUGAUGAUAAAGCUCUGUUUCUUUUUUCUUGUUAUUUUAUGAGGGAUGGGGGAUCAUCUCUUAUCUUACU